Engraulis encrasicolus (European anchovy) is the source of this 3465-nucleotide messenger RNA. RefSeq names its product Fc receptor-like protein 3. Gene Ontology annotation, molecular function: transmembrane signaling receptor activity. Lineage: Eukaryota; Metazoa; Chordata; Actinopteri; Clupeiformes; Engraulidae. Gene Ontology annotation, cellular component: plasma membrane. The record is from RefSeq and is a predicted model, not a curated record. The transcript has 14 exons. The coding region runs from base 1 to 3465 and encodes 1154 amino acids. Gene Ontology annotation, biological process: cell surface receptor signaling pathway.
AUGAAAACUCCAAAUCGUGACCUUGUAGGAGUUUCGACUGAAGGUGUUUUCAUGUCCGACACAGAUGUUCACGCUCGGAUAGAGAUGAUUACAUUGCAUAACGCCAUAAAUGCACGACUCCUGGAGUUGUCCGAUUAUGCAACGCAAUCGCUAUCCAAGCACGACCAUGUGUCAAAAACUGCCUGCGGACUUCUAGAUCCUCCCAAAGCUGCAGUGUCUGUAGGGCCUCCUCAGGGUCCAUACUACCCUGGAGAUCAAGUCACUCUCAGGUGUGACAUAGGAGGGACCUCUCAGGCCUCCUGGGAGACAUAUAACUGGUACAAAAAUAAUGACAACAUUCCUGAUGAGACCAUUCAGACCAUCACCAACUCUCUCCCUAAUAAUGCUGGUGUGUAUCAGUUUAAAUGUCAGGGACGUAGCGAAAAUAGACCAAAUAAUUCCCUCAUCAGUGACCCUCUCAGUAUUACUGUUAAAGCUCUCCCCACAGCUGAGGUGGUGGUAGUGUUCCCUCAGUCCCCCUUCUACCCUGGAGAGAAAGUCACUCUGACAUGUGACGUAGCAGGGUAUCAGGACCGGUCACAUUACAUAUGGUACAAUGGCAAUAACCAGAUACAUAAUAAGAACAACAAGACUAUCACCAUCUCUCUUCCUAAUGAAGCUGGCCAGUACACAUCUCUCCCCACAGCUGAGGUGGUUGUUGUGUCCCCUCGGUCCCCCUUCUACCCUGGAGACACAGUCACUCUUAGGUGUGCCAUAGCUGGGUACCAGGACAGGUCACAUUACAGAUGGUACAAUAGCAAUAACGUGAUACCCAAUAAGAACAGCGAGACUAUCUCCAUCUCUCUUCCUAAUGAAGCUGGCCAGUACACAUGUGACGGCCGUAUAAGUGAUCGUCAAAUAUACUCUCAUCAAAGUGGCCCUGCCACCAUCAGUACCACAGCUCUCCCCACAGCUGAGGUGAUAGUGUCCCCUCAGUCCCCCUACUACUCUGGAGAGACAGUCACUCUUAGAUGUGCCAUAGCUGAGUACCAGGACCGAUCACAGUUUACUAGAUGGUACAAAGACAAUAACCUGAUAUCGAAUAGGAACAGCAAGACUAUCACCAUCUCUCUUCCUAAUGAAGCUGGCCAGUACACAUGUGACGGCCGCAUAAGUGAUCGACCAACAUACUCCCUGAGAAGUGGCCCUGCCACUAUCAGUACUACAGCUCUCCCCACAGCUGAGGUGAUAGUGUCCCCUCAGUCCCCCUACUACUCUGGAGAGACAGUCACUCUUAGAUGUGCCAUAGCUGGGUAUCAGGACCGAUCACAGUUUACUAGAUGGUACAAAGACAAUAACCUGAUGAAUAGGAAGAACAGAAAGACUAUCACCAUCUCUCUUCCUAGUGAAGCUGGCCAGUACACAUCCUUUCCCGCAGCUGAAGUGGUGAUACUGUCCCCUCAGUCCCCAUACUACCCUGGAGAGACAGUCACUCUGGGGUGUGACAUAGCUGAGCACCAGGACUGGUCUCAGUACAUAUGGUACAAAGGUGAUAAUCAAGUGCCCAAUAAGAACAGCAAGACCAUCACCAUAUCUCUUCCUAAUGAUGCUGGUCAGUACACAUGUGAAGGACAUAGAAAGAAACGACCACUGCAAUCUCAGCAAAGUGGCUCUUCCACUAUCAGUGCAACAGCUCUGCCCACAGCUACAGUGUCUGUAGUGUCUCCUCAGGGUCCAUACUACCCUGGAGAUCAAGUCACUCUCAGAUGUGACAUAGCAGAGCACACAGACUGGGAUAAGUAUUACUGGUAUAGAGACUCUUCUUAUAUUGAUUUAGUACGAUAUCAAAGCAGCAGCAUCUCUCUACCUGAUCAAAUUGGGCAGCACCAGUUCACAUGUGAAGGACGCAGAAGCAGUAGACCACACAAAUCCCAACACAGCAAACCCACAUCUGUCACAGUAACAGACCUUCCAACACCUACAGUGUCUGUAAAGCCUGAGGGUCCUGUGUUCACUGGAGAGACAGUCACUAUGACGUGUGUGAUAGAGUCUCUUGGUGGCUGGACAUAUCAGUGGUAUAAGGGGUCCAGCAGAGUCCCAGUGUCUGAGGGAAACACAUUCACCAUUACAAGUGCUGCUGAGUCUGAUGAGGGCCAGUACUGGUGUCAGGGGAAGAGGAGACAACGACCCAAAACAUCACAAAGGAGCAGUAGCAUUACCCUUGAUGUAAAAGAAUCAAAGCCCCAACUUACAUUUACGAAGUCACAGCUAUUCACCGGAGACUCUGUCACUCUGACGUGUAAACUGGGAAUUCGCUCUGGAUUGGAGUUCUACUGGUACAAAGACACCCAGACCAAUACUCCUGUGGCCCAGACUUUCCUAAACUCCUACAGCAUCAGCUCUGCUAAAUUGUCUGAUGGAGGGCAGUACUGGUGCAGAGCUGGGAGAGGAUACCCAGUUUACUACACACAGUACAGCAAUGAGGUGCUGCUAAAUGUCACAGAGAUGGCCAAGGCUGUAGUGAGUGUAUCGUCACAGUCUUGGUUGAAUGAAGGCAACUCUGUGAAACUUAGCUGCAAGGUGGAAAAGUCAUCUGCUGGUUGGAGAUUCAAAUGGUUUAAAAUAACUUUAUACAAUCUUGAAACCAACUAUCAGUGGAAUCAGCUUCUCCCAGACAGCAGCACAGGAGCUGGAGGCUCAUACACUCUCAGGCCUGCUGCUCUCAGGCACACAGGGGUCUAUGUGUGCAGAGCAGAGAGAGGAGAGCCGGCCUUUCAGACAGAGUUCAGCCAACCUCAGCCUCUCUGGGUCACAGGAUCAUCUCCAGAUGCUUCUGUCAUUAACCAUUCAAACUGGACCCAGAUCUUCACAUAUGAGCCUCUGUCACUGAGCUGUGGGGCUCAGGGCAAGUCCACUGGAUGGAGCCUGAUGCGGUUCACAGGCAGAGGGGGAGGAUCAAGGUGUCCCCCUGGCUGGAGACAAGAAACUGGAUCCACCUGCAGCACCAGCUCAGCAUCUACAUCUGACAGUGGAGUUUACUGGUGUCAAUCUGAGUCUGGAGAGCAGAGCAAUGCUGUAAACACCACUGUGCAUGACGGUGAUGUGAUCCUGGAGAGUCCUGUCCAUCCUGUGACUGAGGGAGAUCCUCUGACUCUGCGCUGUAGAUAUCGCAAUCAGCCAUCAAACAUCAGCGCUGACUUCUAUAAAGAUGGGACACUCCUCCACACCUCCAGCACAGGAGAGAUGACCAUCCCUGCAGUCUCAAAGUCACAUGAGGGCCUCUACAAAUGCAGCAACCCAGAGAGAGGAGAGUCACCAGAGAGCUGGAUUACAGUGAUGCCGAAAAUGACAGGAUCAUAUUCAGGGUCCUCUAUCUCCACGGUGGCAGUUGGUGUUCUGGUAGGCUUGGUCAUAGCCUCAGCUUUGGUCAUUUUACUUGUCCUGCUUUAUCACAAACGGAAAUCUAAAGGUAAGAAAAAUGAAUAA